This is a messenger RNA of Megalobrama amblycephala (Wuchang bream), 3109 nucleotides long. Its product is annotated as olfactory receptor 1-like. Bases 277 to 1227 code for a protein of 316 amino acids. Lineage: Eukaryota; Metazoa; Chordata; Actinopteri; Cypriniformes; Xenocyprididae. The transcript has a single exon. Gene Ontology annotation, molecular function: olfactory receptor activity; G protein-coupled receptor activity. Gene Ontology annotation, cellular component: membrane. Gene Ontology annotation, biological process: G protein-coupled receptor signaling pathway. The record is from RefSeq and is a predicted model, not a curated record.
UAAGGACAAGCAUUUAUAAUAGACUAAUUUAAUCCAAAGCAGCUCACAAGCGUUCAGACACUGUCAUUGUUUGCUCUGGCUCUAAAACUUUUUGAUUAUUUAGACAAGUCUGUGAUUCAAAUAUUAUGCAGAAAGAUUACAUAAAGAUAUAUUUUCAACAUUUGAAAAUAGAUAUUAAAAGUGUGAGAUGACAGUUUAGUAAAGUCCAUAUUUUGGUUAUUUCUUCAUAGUAAUUUAUAUUUUCAGCCUGUGCAAAACAACAAACGCUAAGCUGCCAUGAGUUUAUCCCAGAAUAUCUCGAUUGUUCAUCCAGACUUUUUCAUCACUGGGCUUACAGGUACACCAUACAGCACUUAUUUCUAUAUAUUCUUAUUUAUCAUAUAUUUUAUUUCUAUAAUUGGAAACUCGAUAGUCCUUCUCAUUAUAGCUCUUCACCGGAGCCUGCACAGUCCAAUGUACAUUGGUGUGUUUAACUUGGCCUUGGCAGAUAUUGGUGAAAGUAAUGCACUGAUCCCUAACAUGAUGAAGAUUUUUUUUUCGGACUCACAGUACAUCUCAUAUAAUGAUUGUUUGGCAAACAUGUUUUUUGUGAACUUCUUUAUUACUGUGCAGACUUACACUCUUGUUGUUCUGGCAUUUGAUCGUUUCAUUGCAAUCUGUUUGCCACUAAGAUAUAAUGCCAUAGUGAAUAAUAAGUUCAUGGCUAUAUUGUUUUCAGUAAUAUGGGCAUUUAACACCUUUCUUGUAACACUGUCAACAUCUUUGAUGACCAGACUUUCAUUCUGUAAAUCCAAUGUGGUAGAGAGUUGGUAUUGUGACUAUGGAAGAUUGGUGAGGAUGCCAUGCAAUGACAGUAGCAUUAAUAAUGUCAUAGCAAUCCUCAUUACCGCUUUUUUCAUUGUAGCACCACCAUUCAUUAUAGUCCUGUCAUAUCUGGGCAUUUUUAUUGCUUUAUGUAAAAUUACAACUUGGGAAGGACGUUUUAAAGCACUGAAGACCUGUGUUUCUCACCUUUUGGCAGUUGGAUCAUUCUUUCUUCCCAUAUUAUGCAAUAUGAUUGCUGCACCUUCUAUCAAUGCCAGGAUCAUCAGCGGAUCUCUUUCAUUUGCUCUUCCACCAAUGCUAAAUCCCAUAAUUUAUGUUUUAAACACAGCUAAAAUCAAAGACUUAAUCCGAAAAGUGCUUAACAACAGAUCUUCACCAAUUAGAGGGAAUGUUUCAAAAUGACUGCAAUCAUUAUCUAUGUGUUCUUCAAUCAUUGUGAAUUAAAUUACCUAAAAUUACAUUUAUAUGUAUUUCAUAAUAUUAGAUCCAUUCAUUUGAAAAUAAAAGUGUACAAGCAGAAAAUAAAUUCAGUCUGCUAUACUCUUAACAUUUAGAGUGGACACUUUAGAUAUGUGUGUUGGUUAACAGCAGUGAAAUAUUGUUUAUUUAUUUAUGAAUGCAUCCAUCUGAUUUCAAGUGUAUGUAGUGUUCUGUUGUUCUUCUGUGUAGUUGUUCUUAGUUACUGACCCCAAGACAAAACAAACUGAAUAGACAAAUUAUUUAAGCAAGCAAUUUGAAUUAUUUUGUUGUUAAAAUUUCUAUCAGGAAUAACAAAAAUACCAAAGAGUAGGUUUGGUGAAGAUAAUGUUUUAAUAACAGUUAAUGAAUACAAUGAACAACAGCAAAAACAUGGCAGAGAUGAUGGUAAUAGAAACAGAAGAGGCAGAUGUGGACAACAAUGUUUUAAUGUUCAUUAUAUACUAUAAUCAUUAAAGAAACAGGCUCGCAUGCAUAAACUGUUGUGUGGAGAAGGCCAGUGAAGGAAUAAUGCAGAUUGUUUGUAUACAAACCACAUCCGUGGCACAACAGGGAGACCAACAUAACAAACCUGAAAUAAUCCAGAGACCUGAAAAUAAUUUUAAUGUCAGCCACCAAAGUGUUAUUAAUUUUUUCUUUGUCAAUGAGGGCAAAUUCAAAUAAAUGUAUUUCUUUUUUUUUUUUUUUUUUUUUUGCUUUUUUUUUAUUAACCAUAACUAGUUCUCACUUUAGAUUAGGUCACAGAAAAUGGGAAAAUGCCAUUAAUUAAGUGCAACCUUUAUCGGACAUUAAUUGCAUUUAUAUUCAGUGUUCCUUAAAAUGUUUAUAAAUACAUUAAGCACACACAUACAUAUACAGUACAUGUUGGCAUAUGUGGUUUACAGGGACUCUCUACAGGCAAAAGGAUUUUUAUACUGUACAAAUUGUAUAUUGAUUAGUGCACACUCCCCCCAUAUACUGUAUAGUAAGAGACUAAUACUAAUGCAAUUAUUGUCCAAUAAAGGUUGGUUUACAAACAAAACAUUUUUACAACAAUUUUUUCAAUCUCAAACCUCUGGGAGUUUAAUGCAGGAUUCACAAAACGCUUGGUCUUAAAAUAUGGAUCAUUGCCUAGUUUAUUUGGACCAGCUUGCUCCUCUGAAUCUCAAACUGUAAAUAUGAUUAAUAAUUGAUGUUUAGGGUUAGGGUUUAAAAUUCGUAGUUUUGUAUGUUAUGUUGUGUAACGUACUCUCUGGUCUGUAUGUCUCCUGCUAACCGGCUAACUCACAUUUCUGUAGUUCUGCUAUUCAGAUGUGGGUCCAAUAUUGUCUAAAAAUGUGUCAAUUAAUGCAGCUUGUCUGUCUUAUUACUUGGAGUAAUGAUCAAGGAUAGAGCACGACUUUUUUUACAAAUUGUAAUGCAUUAUCAGUUAUUCACGUUUGUGCUCGUGGGAGUUUACAACAUACAAAACCAAUUGUUUUUUUUUUUCCUCUCUAUUCUGCUUGCCGCUUAAGAGAGUGGCGAGCAGGGAGGCGAGGCCAUGGUGCGACAGCCGCUUAUAUAGCCCUGUCCUACAUUCAUUAGUCUCACUGUGUUGUGCUUGGAAAAUGUCUCAGGUUACGCAUAUAACCAUGGUUCCCUGAGAACAGAGAAUGAGACAUUGCGUCCUAGAACGCUAAUGGGGAACGCCUUUGUGUGUACUGUUUUAGAGGUUUGUUUGGUGCUAUGUCUUUUUUUAUGUAGAAUUUCUUCAUUGUACAGCACUUCGGUCAACGCUCUGUUGCUUUAGUAGUGCUUUAUAAAUCAAUAAACUGAAACUGAAACUGAA